Messenger RNA from Nymphaea colorata (pocket water lily), 1408 nucleotides. Its product is annotated as peroxisomal adenine nucleotide carrier 1-like. Gene Ontology annotation, cellular component: peroxisomal membrane. The record is from RefSeq and is a predicted model, not a curated record. Gene Ontology annotation, molecular function: ATP transmembrane transporter activity; ADP transmembrane transporter activity. Lineage: Eukaryota; Viridiplantae; Streptophyta; Magnoliopsida; Nymphaeales; Nymphaeaceae. The coding region runs from base 222 to 1190 and encodes 322 amino acids. Gene Ontology annotation, biological process: ADP transport; peroxisome organization; ATP transport. The transcript is spliced from 5 exons.
GGCGCCUUUCCUUUCUUCCUCCGUUGCGUCUCUCUCUCUCUCUCUUGUUCUUCUUGUUCCUUUCUUUCAUUUCAUUCCUAUGACGUUCUUAUUUUAGUAGAUUCUUUCUUUCCUAGAGAAUUGGGAUUCUGAUGUUUCUGGUCUGAAUUUGGUGCCUUUUUCUCGGAAUUUUUAUCUCGUUUUUAGCUUUUAAUUUUCCAUUAUCCAAUUUCUGCUAAAAAAUGGAGAUCGACUUUGAAUCUCUGGUGGAGGCCACGUCUGGUGCCGUGGGAUCCAUCGUCAGCACCACCGUGCUGUACCCUCUGGACACCUGCAAAUCGAAGUACCAGGCUGAGGUUCGAGCUGGCUCCACCCGGAAGUACAGGAAUCUUUCAGAUGUCCUAUGGGAAGCUGUUUCAAGUAACCAGAUUCUCUCGCUGUACCAGGGGCUUGGUACAAAGAACUUGCAGUCGUUUAUAGCACAAUUUUUUUAUUUUUAUGGUUACAGUUAUUUCAAGAAGCUAUAUUUGAGCAAGGCUCGAACAAAAUCAAUUGGCACAAAAGCCAAUUUAGUUAUUGCUGCGGCUGCAGGAGCAUGCACAUCAAUAAUUAUACAGCCACUGGAUACAGCAUCAUCUCGUAUGCAAACAAGUGAAUUUGGGGAAUCAAAGGGGCUUUGGGAGACUCUAUCGCAGAGAUCCUGGAGUGAGGCAUUUGACGGCCUUGGCAUAUCUCUUCUUCUUACGUCAAAUCCUGCUAUUCAGUACACAGUGUUUGAUCAAUUAAAACAAAGGCUCUUGAGGCAUCAGAGAAGUAACAGGACCGACCUGGUCACAGAAGCUCCCUCUCCUCAAGCUCUGUCUGCAUUUUCCGCAUUUGCACUGGGUGCACUUUCAAAGUGCAUUGCUACAUUCUUCACCUAUCCAGCAAUUAGGUGUAAGGUUACGAUCCAGGCUCCUGAACCAAAAGAAGAAACAAAAAAGGGUGCUAAAACCAAGCCCAAGAGCAUAAUUGGUGCAUUGUACACUAUUUGGAGAAAGGAGGGGCCACUCGGUUUCUACAAAGGGCUACAAGCUCAGAUCUUGAAGACAGUCCUCAGUUCAGCCCUGCUGCUAAUGAUAAAAGAAAAGAUCUCCAGAACCACCUGGGUUUUAAUGCUUGCUCUGCGCAUGUAUAUUUUUGGUGCCAAGAAGAGGGUCAAAAACACUUGAGAGAUGUUCAACAUAAACAUCUCAAAAUCUGUUCAAUAAGGGCCUUGCUCGAACCAUGCUGGAGGCUGUGCAACAUGAUUUGUCAGACAGGAAAAAAAGAAAAACAAAAAAAAGCCUUGAGAGCAUUGCCAUUGAUUCUAUCUGUUGUAAAUAACAAAACCUAUAAAUAUUUUUGUUGGCAAUGCGAAGGAAAUUAUGUAGUGCGGUUCUGUUUUCAA